CCUUCCCACUUAUUCUUCCACUUUUACAUCCACUUUCAUCAGUUCACUGUCAGACAGCUGCUUUUUAGAGGCAUUUCGUAUCGCGUGAAGCUCCACGACAUGAAGUGAUAAAGUCCCCCUAAUUAUUUACGCACAGAUGUUGUUAUUUGCACCAUUGCAACUAAUUGCAAUACAAAGAGAUUCUCUCGCGCUGGCGUGUAACGUGAUGCAGUAGUUUCCGUAAAUGGUCUUUACUCGAUGGCGACAGUUCGGUGGUACUGAGCCGCAUGAGGUCCAGCUCGUGCUCCUCAGCAGGAACAGUUUACUUCACAAACCACUUGACAGCCAUCUAUUUGAGUAGUUUUUACUUUUUGUUCAGUGGCGGGACUGUAAAAAUCUAAUUUCCAUGCGCCUGACUUUCGCGGAUACUGCAUUUUCUCUAGAAGAAUGACUUCAGUGUGGAAAAGAUUACAAAGAGUUGGCAAAAAGGCCACUAAAUUUCAGUUCGUGGCUUCGUAUCAAGAACUUGUUCUGGAAUGCACAAAGAAAUGGCAACCAGACAAACUGAGAGUGGUGUGGACACGGAGGAACAGACGCAUUUGCUCAAAGCUUCAUGCAUGGCAGCCAGGCAUCAAAAACCCCUACAGGGGAAUGGUGGUAUGGCCCGUACCUGAGAACGUGGACAUUACCGUCACUCUCUACAGGGACCCACAUGCGGAUGAGUUUGAAGAUAAAGAGUGGACAUUUUUCAUUGAGAAUGAGACAGCGAAGGGCAGUCGCAAAGUUCUGGCGUCUGUGGACUUGAACAUAAAGAAGUUUGCCAGUGCCACACACUCACAGACGGACCUGACGCUCAAAAUGAAGCCUCUGUCAGUUAAGGUGGUAGAGGCCACGCUGAAGCUCUCCUUAUCCUGUGUGUUCCUCAAGGAGGGGAAAGCGACAGAUGAGGACAUGCAGAGUCUCGCCAGUCUGAUGAGUGUUAAGCCAACAGACAUCGGGAACCUAAAUGACUUUAAUGAGAGUGAUGAAGAAGAGGAUAAAAUAUCUAGUACCGGUGUUCAUCUCAGUACUGCAGCUCCAGCACCCCACCUUCCUCUUCGACCAACACACUCCCAAGAAAAGAGACCUGUAUCUCUUAAGAGUCCUUCAGCAAUAGUCAGUGGUAAAGAGAGACCUUCUGGGGGUGUCCUCUCACGCCCAGUGUCUGGCAGUGUUCAUAACCCUAACCUGACAUCACGUCCACCUUUACCCACCCCACCCAGUCCAACCCCUCGCACCAUGCCCUCACCCGCCUGCUCCAGACCACCACGUCCACCACCCAUUGCCCAGCCACAGGCCCCAGCUGACUCCCACACAGAGCAAAAUACUUCUGGUUUGCUCCCUCCAGCACUGCCGAAAAUCUUCCAGCCUUCCCCUGGCUCAGCUCCUGUAUCCUUUCAAAGAAGACUGUCGGGCUCUGAGGCCCCUCUGGAGGGUCCCGUGACCUCUGACUAUCCUCUGCUCAAUCUCCCUCGGGCUCUUCCUUCUGAUCCCUUCCUCUCUCACUCUCCUUCUUCACCCACUAUGCCCCUGAAAGUAUCUACACAGCUAAAUGAGCAGAUGAUGGCGUUUUCUUCAUCUCCCUUCUUCAGCAUUCCUCUAAAUGAAUCUGUGACCCCUGUUCCUUUGCUGAGCAGACCAGAUCUUGAAGCUCUGUGCGAAACAUCUUGCACCUCUAGUCAACUCCCCAAGUCACCUCUACCUCCCUCUGUCACCGUCUCUUACCCCAUUAUCAAACCCCUACCUGCCUCUUUUACCCCAGCAGCUGUCUCUUCCUCUACCCCUUCUCUGACACUGUCAACCACUGAUGCCCGCACAACUGCCCCCUGCUGUUCAUCUCAAUCUUCUUCUGCUCGUUCAGAGAUACCCAGGGAGCUCAACUCACUUACAGAUGAGGAUCGAACAAAUCCGUUUCUACAAGACUUACUGGCUGAAGAAACGAAGAACUCAGAGCCCAAAACAGACCAGUGUAGCGCAUCUCGGGCUAUAUGCAGCAUUAACAUUGCUACUAAACAAUCUCCUUCCUCGCUCCGUCAACCUGAAACCAUCAGCACUGAAAGAAGAGACCUCAAACCUGCCAUGGCUGUAAAAAGUCUUGGGCCUGUUGGGAAGUCAUCAUUGGACACUUUUGGAGAACCGCCUGUGGAAGCUUCCAGAUCUGAGGAACUGGACAUUGGAACUGUCCCUUCUCCAGACCCAUAUUCAGCUCCCGCAACAACACCACCUCCCUCAUCAGUGGUUUCCACUCAAUUGGAGAAAAAUCACGUUUUUAUAGCAGAGAAACCACCAUUGGCUGAGGAAGAACCAGAUUUUAAAGUGGCCGAUUUCGAUAAAAGUAUCAUAGCUUAUCAACCCGUUAAAAUUGUUACUAUUGGCAAAUGCCCUGAGAAAGAACCACUCAAAAUUGACAUUGAACAGCCAGUGCAGGUCAGUCUGGUUCAGACCUUUUCAGUAACUGAUGGUGACUUAAUAAAGCAACCAGAAAACACAAAAAUUGAAUCAGCAGGGGAAGUUUCUCCAAAAGAGGAACCGAAUGUGCAGAAUGCAAAGGGUGCUUUGCUUUGUGGUAACCUCAACAAGUCAGACGAAGACAAGAUAAUAAAGAAAUUUGCCUCAGCUUUGGUUAUCCCUACAGAACACAAUAUCCCCAAUAUUAUAUGCAGCUCAUCACUUCUAAAGCAAGAACCUACAGUUCUUCCCAGGGAAAAAAGUCAAGUGUGUGUGGAAAAAGUCCCUGCAUCUAAGCCCAACAGUAGUUUGAGAGAGAAGCAGUCCCAUAAGAGUAAUCUGGACAAGGGUUUAACAGUUGUGAAAAGUCAAAAUGAAAUGGCCGUAACUCCACCAGAAAGGCCUAGCGUUAGCCUCAAACCAGCUUCCCCUCAAAUAUCAGAUCUGCCCAAAGUGCUUCCUUUGAUUCAUCCCAAAUCCCUGGAGCCCAAAGUCCUUAAAUGCAUCUCAGAACAACCUCCAGCAGUCAGUCAAUCACCAAAACCAAAGCUGACUCCGAAGAGUGUGGAGGUCCAUUCACUUGCCCAAGCAGAAGUGCCAACAUUGAGUUCUCUGAAGGAGAAAGUAAAAGAUCAGGGCGAUGAAGCAAGGGAUGAGACAACAAAUAAGCACAAAAUACCUGACAAGAUGCCAAAAGAAGAAAACAAAGCUGAAAUGUCCUCCAAAAAAUCUUUAGAAGCAGGUGAAGAAAAAGCCGUUAUCCAGGUCCUGGAUGCUGUGAUUCCCAGUUUAAAUGAACCAGAUUCCCAACACCGGAUACCCUCCAUUGUCCUUAAACCACAUCCAGCUCAGACUAUUGAGAAGAAAAAAGAAGCUGUUAAAGUUAGUAUACCGGUCCGUAUGAGGCCUCUACUUCCUGUGAUCUCCCCUGCUAUUGGUGUAACAGAAAAGGACAAAAGUACAUCAGUGCAUCUGGAGGAAAUUUGCCCUCUAUUGCCUAACAUGUCUCUGGAUACAGAGUCUGAUGGAAAUGGUUUAGGGGAAAAGGUCACAUUUGAGGAAGAGAGUGUGUUAUGGGCUGCAGUAGAGGAGAAAACAAAAGAAAAAAGGGAUGAAGUUGUUAUUGUGAGCAAGUUGAUUCCAGAAAAAGAGGUCCUGGAUAGGGGCCAACGUGGACAAGAAACAUCAGAAACCAAGCUUAAGGAGCAAGAGAAUUCCUUUACAUUGUCCCAUUCCCACCACAAACUAGAUUCAGAUGAUAAGAUGCCACAAACUGGCAGUGAGACUAUUUGGGCUACUCAAGCUGGACCUAAAGAAGAUCUGCCGACUCUUAGUUUCUGUUCAGGAACUGGACUUGGUCUUGAGCUUGAUGUAAGAACAGACAGAAAUGUGGACACCUGCAUACAGGAACAUGACUCAGUUUCUGACCAGGAAGAAGAAUCUGUAGGCAUCAUACGGGGGAUUUUUGGUGUUCUGUAUAAAGGUUAUGAGACCAUGACAUCAAUACUACAGCAGCCAAGCACAACAGAAACCAAUGUUAAAGAUGACACGAUUUUGGAUGGUCAAGAUGGAUCUGUGGUCCAAAUUCUCCCUUCUGAGGCCUUCUUUGACACCAAAAUUGAGCAUCCAACCAACGAUGAGCUCCAGGAAUCAGUAAUCCAGGAUUUGUUACCUUCUGGCGAGGCCUCCGAGCCUGUGGCCAUGAGCUUAGUGGAGUGUUUGAAACUGGCUGCCAGAGAAACACAAAGCAGAUCUAUGAACUUCAAGACCCAGGAUAAAGGAAGCCCUUCUAAACAAAAAACAGCAAGUGAGCAAACCCAAAUACUGACACCAAUUGGAAAUGACAAAUACAUGAAGGUGGAAUUGAAGUCUGAGAGUUUGAUAUUAAAUGAAGAGAAGAAUAAAGAGCCAUGCUUACCUCUGGUGGAAGAAGAAGACAUAACUACUAAGAAAGAUGUGCACAACCUCAGCUAUGUGGAAACAGAUCAUCUUUUGACAGAGGUAGACUUUGAGAAAAAAAAAUUACACAAAAGCCCACAAAGAAAUGGACAUAAAGAAGUUAUGCCUGGCAAGAUUACAGCAGCAGAUUUAAGGCCAAUGGCGGAGUCGGAGGGUUCACAGGAGGAGCUGGAAUUUGAACUAGGUCAGGAAGACUUAGGAACAGUGUGGUCUGCUGAGCUAUAUAUGGAUGGAGGGUCUAGUCAUCCUCAUGAAAAGGGGUCCUCUAAGGCUAAAGGGAGCGAGAUGGCAUCUAGGAGCCCAGGUAGCAUGCAGGUUAACGGCCAGACCACUGCAGACACAUCCCAUGAGAUUCUGCCUCCAAUGCUCAGUAAAAAGAAAAUAAUUCCACAACCAAUGGACCUUGCAAUAGUAAAAACAGGUUCAGCAGUGCCACCAUGUGAUUUUGCCAGUCCACUUCUCAGUCCUGGUUUGGUGACCUCCAGUCAAUCCUUGCUGGAGUGGUGUAAAGAGAUCACUAAAAACUAUAAUGGAGUAAAUAUCACAAACUUCAGCACAUCUUGGCGUAACGGCCUGGCGUUCUGUGCCAUCUUACAUCACUUCCACCCUGAGAUAAUUGAAUUUGAUGCAUUGGAGUCUCACAACAUAAAGCAAAACAACAAAGCUGCUUUUGAUGGCUUUGCAUCACUGGGAAUCUCUCGUCUGCUGGAGCCCUCAGACAUGGUGCUUCUCUCUGUGCCAGAUCGUUUGAUUGUCAUGACGUACCUGUGCCAAAUCCGUGCACACUUCACCGGGCAGGAGCUGAGUGUGUUACAGAUAGAGCAGAACAACAGUCAGUCCAGCUAUGCAGUAGCCAGGCCAAACCAAGGGCCGGAUGUACAAGCAGCAGCCAAAUUCUGUGCAGAGAUGCUCCAUACUGGAGCUCUGCCAGGAGAGAGUAAGAGCAAGGACUCACUGGGAGAGGAGGGAAGUGACACUGUGGCUAAGCCAAACGGAGGUCUAGUUCCUCCACCUCGGACUAAACGGUCAGGAAAGGUGGAAGAGAAGGGUGGUAAGGAGACAGAGGGAGGCACGCAGGCUCCUGUGGCCCCACCACGAUCGAACUCAACAACUUCUAGAUCAGGAUUCGGGCACAUACGAGAUGCAGAUCUGGUGAAGAAACGGCGGUCACGACUAAAGAGCGAAUCCAUGGAUGAGUCUGAUUCAAAGGAGCAGCCAAAUGAGUCAGAUAAAGUCGAACUGACAGCUGAAGGAACUAAUGACUCAACCGCUGCCAGAGAAAGUGCUGAAACUGAACCUCAGGAAGCAAACCAAGAUGUUAAAUCAGCAGAGAAUGUGACAAUGUGUUUGCAGGACACCAAUCAGUAUGUGUUGAGUGAACUUCAGGCCCUGGAAACCGAACAGAAGCACAUAGACAGCAGAGCUGCAGUCAUGGAGAAAACACUUAGAAAGCUCAUGGAGACAGGAAGUGAUAAAGAUGAAGAAGAGGAGCUGAUUCAGGAAUGGUUCACGCUGGUCAACAAGAAGAAUGCUCUGAUCAGGAGACAGGACCAUCUGGAGCUGCUGCAAGAAGAGCAGGAUUUAGAAAGAAGAUUUGAGCUGCUGACCCGAGAGCUCAGAGCCAUGAUGGCUGUUGAAGACUGGCAGAAAACUCAGUCCCAUCAGCACAGAGAACAGCUACUGCUUCAGGAACUGGUGUCCCUGGUCAACAAGCGGGACGAGCUAGUCAGAGACAUGGAUGCAAAAGAGAGAGGGGCUUUGGAGGAGGAUGAGAGACUGGAGAGAGGCCUGGAGGCAAGACGGAGAAAACAAAGCAAUAAGGAAAAGUGUGUUCUUCAAUGAAGAAACUUGAAUUCUCAUGAAAACUAUGGCUCACUGCACCAGAGACAAUCUAAAUGAUUUGGACUACAUUAGUGUGCCUUCUCUUAACUUUUAGAGACAUUUGGCUUAAAUGUGAAGCCCUUCCUCAAAACAUCUUAAGUGGGAUAUAAAAUAAUCUACACAAAGUGGGAUAUAAUGUCCAGUAUAGAUCAGACAAGUUAUUCCCUCAGAGUUUGCGCAACAUUGUGAAGGUUCUUCGAGGUUGCACCGGUUAAGUAUUUUAAGCAAUAUAACUUUAAAUCUGAAAAUCUGAAAGAAGGCCAAACAGCCUUCACACACCUGCAUGGUUGCAGACAGUUGAACUGAACACAAGAAAUAAAAAAGAAGAAAAGGGGGGGGGGAAUUCUGCACACUGUUGUAGGUUGCAGACUUCUGUCAUACAACCUUAGCAGGGAUAUUUUUUUCCUGAAGCAAAUAAAACAUUGCUGUAUAAAUAAUAUAUUUCUUACAAGCUGCAGCAGUGAGCAGGGUUUUCUCUCCUUUGUUUUUUUGGCAGGGAUGGGUGGGGUUAUGUUUAAGAUUAAGACAAAGAGACCUGCGCCAAAGUUUGCUGUUUUUACAUUAUUUAUUUAAGUGUGUUGUUCCCUGGUAUGCCAAAAUGUUUUAUCAGACAAUAUAUGCCCCCAAAUGAAUGUAUUCAUAAAAUAAAAUUAUUUUGCAUUGCAGUGCCUUUAGAGGUUAAAUACCUUUUGAAAAGGAGCUUUUUAUAUCAAAUAAAACCAUUCUGUAUCUUUGUGUUUUAAACCUUGAAAGCUAACCCAAAAUGAAAAACAUUUAGGGGUUGUUUUAUAGAUAUACAAAAAGUAUUUUGUCUGUUUGUACUCUUUUUGAUAAUUAAAUGUGUAAUUCAUUCCUAUUUUAAGAUUUAGGGUGUGUUACUCAAUAAAGUUUGAUGCUGUUUGAAUUUUAA
This is a messenger RNA of Carassius auratus (goldfish), 7216 nucleotides long. RefSeq names its product EH domain-binding protein 1-like protein 1. NCBI's taxonomy places the organism in Eukaryota, Metazoa, Chordata, Actinopteri, Cypriniformes, Cyprinidae. The transcript has 28 exons. The record is from RefSeq and is a predicted model, not a curated record. The coding region runs from base 427 to 6267 and encodes 1946 amino acids. Gene Ontology annotation, molecular function: protein binding.